Molecule: messenger RNA, 702 nt
Organism: Drosophila grimshawi
Lineage: Eukaryota; Metazoa; Arthropoda; Insecta; Diptera; Drosophilidae
Product: nucleolin-like
Exons: 2
Coding region: 1-702 (233 amino acids)
Source: RefSeq, a predicted model, not a curated record
AUGUUGCAAGGCAAGGACAACAGCGACGAACCACCGAUCAAGAUGGAGAAAUUGGCGCAACCACGUCCACUAGGUGGUAUGGUAAUCCCGCCCGAGUCCAUGCUUCUCGACAGCAAAUGUGAUGGCGACGUUGGUGGCCUGUGCUCCACACCGUCAAUCAAGACGGAGACGGAGGAGUUGCCCAACUCGCAAAAGAAAGAAAAGCCAGAGGAACAUCAACCACAUCUACCGGUCCGACGUGGAGGCAAGGUUAUGCCACACGACCGGAUGAGCAGCGGCAGCCCAUACGCCGCACCCACCUCCGAUGCGGAGGCGGAGCUGCUCCACCGCAAAAAGGAGCCACCACGUCAGAACGAUGCCGAUGACGGCGGUGAUGACGAUGACGGCGGAGGUGACGAUGACGGCGGCGUUGACGAUGAUGAUGACGAAGACGACGAGAACGACGACGACGAUUUUGACGAAACUUCCAGCUCAAGCGACGCAUACAGCAGCAGUGACUCGGAAGAGGGAGAUAAGCCACGUGGUGGUAAAAGAAUUAAGCUGCAUUCAUUCAAAAGAAAAGCGCCGGCUGCAGAGCCUCUGCUGAACCAGGCAGACUCCUCUACGCCAGAUUGUGUGCCUGUAGACACGCCCACAAGCAUCGCUCAAAUGGCAGAAGAAACCGAGCGUGACCUUCAAGAAGAAGACGUGCAAAUAACAUAA